Opisthocomus hoazin is the source of this 4020-nucleotide messenger RNA. Lineage: Eukaryota; Metazoa; Chordata; Aves; Opisthocomiformes; Opisthocomidae. The record is from RefSeq and is a predicted model, not a curated record.
AUGACCUCAAGUUUGGGCCUUACCACAAAGAAAGCCCUCACGAUCCUGAGAGACCAGUUGUCAGCACUGCUAGAGGGGCAUCAGAAGGAACGGAAGAAAAUGACUUCAUGGAAGGAGGUGUGGAGGAGCAGUUUUCUGUACCAUGGUAACCGUUGCUCCUGUUUCCACUGGCCUGGUGCAUCUCUGAUGCUUCUGGCAGUGCUGUUGCUGCUGUGCUGCUAUGGGAGCCAGCCACAGGGGAGCCAAGGUGCUGAGAUAGUUAAUGCACUGGCACUCUUCCUCCUUCUCCUCUUGGAUCUCUUCAUGAUCGGUCGUCAAGAGAGGCUGAAGUGCAGAGAGGUGGAGAGGAGACUUCAGACAAUCAUUGAGAAGAUAAAUGAUGCACUUGGCAAAGAGGUGAAAUGGCCAGAUUCCAUGUACCCUGACCUUCACAUGCCUUAUGCCCCAUCCUGGUCCCUUCACUGGGCCUACAGGGAUGGUCAUCUUGUCAACCUGCCUGUGAGCCUGUUAGUAGAAGGAGAUGUCAUUGCUUUGAGGCCAGGCCAGGAGUCAUUUGCUUCUCUGAGAGGGAUUAAGGAUGAUGAGCACAUAGUUCUGGAGCCAGGAGAUCUGUUUCCACCUUUCUCACCUCCACCCUCCCCAAGGGGAGAAGUGAAGAAGGGACCUCAGAACCCUCAGCUGUAUCGUCUGUUCCGUGUCUUAAAGACCCCGAUAAUUGAUAAUGUCAGGUGGUGUCUGGAAAUGGCUUUGUCGCGUCCUGUGACAGCCCUGGAUAAUGAGAGAUUCACUGUACAGUCAGUGAUGCUGAAAUAUGCUGUCCCUAUUGUACUGGCUGGCUUCCUGAUCACCAAUGCUGUGCGCUUCAUUUUCAAAGCUCCUGGAAUUGCCUCUUGGCAGUACACUCUUCUUCAGCUACAGGUGAAUGGUGUCCUGCCCAUCCUUCCGUUGCUAUUUCCUGUCCUGUGGAUUCUUGCUACAGCCUUUGGAGAAGCCAGAGUCUUGGCCCAGAUGAGCAAGGCCUCAUCCACCUCACUGCUUGCUAAGUUUUCAGAGGACACUCUCAGCAGCUACACAGAGAUGGUAUCUUCUCAGGAAAUGAUACGCUGUAUCUGGAGCCACUUCCUCUGUGUUUUAAAAGGCAAAUCCCCAACUCUGAGCUUCACUUCCAGCUUGCUCCAUAGUCUGGGAUCUGUCACUGUGCUCUGCUGUGUAGACAAGCAAGGGAUUCUUUCCUGGCCAAAUCCCAGCCCAGAGACUGUUCUGUUCUUCAGUGGGAAAGUGGAACCACCUCAUGAUAGCCAUGAAGAUCUAACUGAUGAGCUCUCUACACGGUCCUUCUGCCACCCUGAGAUGGAAGAUGAGCCCCACGAAAGAGAUGCUCUGCUCUCUGGCCCCCUGGCAGACACAGUCCACAUGACCAAUGAGCAAGAAAGGAACAACUGGCCUAGUGACCCUCCAAAGGCUCCCGAUGCCCAUGCCCACCGAAAGCCAAACAGCAGAAGCAAGCAUCCCUCUGGGUCCAAUGUGAGUUUUAGCAAGGACACGGAGGGUGGAGAGGAUGAACAUGCUCAGGUUGUUGGAGACAGUGAGGUGCUGGCUUGUGAGGCUGAAGACUUUGUGUGUGACUACCACCUUGAGAUGCUUAGCCUGUCCCAGGACCAGCAGAACCCCUCCUGCAUCCAGUUUGAUGACUCCAACUGGCAGAUGCACUUGAAUUCCCUCAAGCCUCUGGGCCUGAAUGUGCUGCUCAAUCUCUGCAACGCCAGUGUGACAGAGCGUCUGUGCCGCUUCUCUGACCACCUCUGCAAUAUUGCCCUCCAGGAAACUCACAGUGCCGUGCUGCCUGUCCACGUGCCCUGGGGCCUCUGUGAGCUUGCCAGGCUAAUUGGUUUCACACCAGGUGCUAAAGAUCUUUUCAAGCAAGAGAACUAUUUAGCCUUGUACCGCUUGCCAAGCGAUGAGAUGGUUAAGGAAACAAUCCUGGGGAAGCUUUCAUCGAUCACCAAGAGGAGACCACCCCUGAGCCACAUGAUUAACCUGUUCGUGAAGGACACCACUACCAGCACUGAGCAGAUGUUUUCUCACGGGACAGCUGACAUCAUCCUUGAGGCCUGCACAGAUUUUUGGGACGGUACCGAUAUCUACCCCCUCUCUGGCUCUGACAGGAAGAAAGUGUUAGAUUUCUACCAGCGAGCCUGCCUCUCAGGAUACUGCUCUGCCUUUGCAUACAAGCCAAUGCAUUGUGCCUUGUCCUCCCAGCUCAACGGCAAGUGCAUAGAACUGGUGCAGGUCCCUGGGCAGAGUGCUAUCUUCACAUGCUGUGAUCUCCCUGGGACAACCCCCAUCAAACAGAGCAGUCGGAGGAAUAGCUGGAGCUCAGAUGAAGGGAUUGGGGAAGUGAUGGAGAAGGAAGACUGUAUCCAGGCUCUGAGCGGACAGAUCUUCAUGGGAAUGGUCUCAUCUCAGUAUCAGGCCCGUCUUGACAUUGUCCGCCUCAUUGAUGGAUUGGUCAAUGCCUGCAUUCGUUUUGUCUACUUCUCCCUGGAAGAUGAGCUCAAAAGCAAGGUGUUUGCUGAGAAGAUGGGUCUUGAGACCGGCUGGAAUUGCCACAUAUCUUUAACACCUAAUGGUGAUGUGCCUGGCUCAGAGAUCCCUCCCUCUAGCCCCAGCCACGCUGGCUCUCUGCACGAUGACCUACAUCAGGUUUCUCGAGAUGAUGUGGAGGGGCUUCUGCUGAUGGAAGAGGAAGGGCACUCAGAUCUCAUCAGCUUUCAGGACUGUACCAGGGCCAAACUGCCACGGGGGAUCCACCAGGUGAGACCUCACCUGCAGAACAUAGACAAUGUGCCUUUGCUGGUGCCCCUCUUCACAGACUGCACCCCAGAAACCAUGUGUGAGAUGAUCAAGAUCAUGCAGGAGUAUGGGGAGGUGACUUGCUGUCUGGGGAGCUCUGCCAACCUCCGGAACAGCUGCCUCUUCCUGCAGAGUGAUAUCAGUAUAGCACUGGACCCUCUCUACCCAUCUCGCUGCUCCUGGGAGACUUUUGGCUAUGCCACCAGCACCACCAUGACUCAUGUCUCUGAUGAGCUCACUCCACUGCAGCUCUCAGGGCAGCUCAACAGCCUGCCUUGCUCCAUGUCCUUCCGCCAAGAAGAGAGUACCAGCAUCAUCAGGCUUAUAGAGCAGGCCAGGCAUGCAACAUAUGGGAUCCGCAAGUGUUUCCUCUUCCUGCUGCAGUGCCAGCUGACCUUGGUUGUCAUUCAGUUCCUCUCCUGUCUGGUGCAGCUGCCCCCCAUCCUCAGUACCACAGACAUCGUGUGGCUCUCCUGUUUCUGCUAUCCACUGCUCAGCAUUUCACUCCUGGGCAAGCCUCCUCACAGCUCCAUCAUGACCAUGGCAACAGGAAAAAACUUGACUUCCAUUCCCAAGAAGACUCAGCACUACUUCCUGUUCUGCUUCCUGCUGAAAUUCAGCCUGACCAUCUGCUCCUGCCUCAUCUGCUUCGGGUUCACACUGCAUGAGUCCUGCAAAGAGGUGAACACCACCAGCCUCAAUCUCACAGCCUGCUCCUCCAUCAUGCUGCACAGCAAUGCUGAUGGUGCUCCUGACUGGUUUGGGACAUUUUCCAACGCUCUUCUUGUAGCCCAGAAGCUCACAGCUGGCCUGAUUGUUUUACACACAGUGUUUAUAUCCAUCACCCACGUCCAUCGCACCAAGCCAUUGUGGAAGAAGAGCCCGCUUUCCAACCGGUGGUGGACGCUCACUGUGGCUGUUGUAUUGCUGGGGCAAGUGGCACAGACUGUGCUGGACCUGAAACUCUGGGAAAACCUCAGUUCUUCACUGACCUUUAACCACGUUUCCAUCUCCCCGGUCUCAUGGCUCCUGGGUUUUCUUUCCUUGGUCCUUGUGGUUAUCAUCAAUGAGGCUGUCAAGCUGCAUGAAAUCAGGGUCCGGGUCCGUUACCAAAAGAGGCAGAAGUUGCAGUUUGAAACAAAGCUGGGGAUGAAUUCGCCUUUUUAG